AUGUCUUCCACUCUCACCCGCUACACGCUUGGACAGGUGGUCGGGGCCGAGGCCGGGGCCGAGCUGAGUGCCGGCUGGAACCGCACCGUGGCCGAGGCCAAGGAGCAGGCCUUCUCCCGGCUGCAGGAGGAGCUUCGCAGCGCGCACCAGGAGUUGAGGCUGCGCGACGAAGAAGUCACGCGCCUGUCCAGGAUCCGCGAGCAGGUGGAGGCGGAGCUCGAGGAACUCACGGCCAGCCUCUUCCAGGAGGCCCACAACAUGGUGCGGGACGCCAACACGAGGCAGGCGGCAGCGGAGCGCAGCCUGGCCGAGGCCCGCAUGCAGGUGGAAGUGCUGACGGCGGAGGUGUCGGCCCUCAAGACCCUCGUGCUCACCUCGACACCAGCGAUGCCCAACCCUCAUCUCCACCCUCAGAUAGACAAGACCAAGUCGUGCGACGACAGCGGUGGUGGUGGACUUUUCCGUAAGCAUCGGCGGUCGCCUUCACAUUUCAACCUUAAAUAUGGAAGAGAGAACUCUCCACCUGACUCUCCUGUAAAGGAGAACCACUCACAAAGUGCUCCAGCUGGAACAUGUGUUCCGCCUGUUCCUCUGGAUCAGGUUGAACCAAAAGAUGGCAUUGAGGUUGAUCCAAAUGUGCACCGAGAAUUUUUAGUUUGGAGGCAGUGUCCAACCAUGGACAAGAGCACCCCAUUUGUUGCACGAGUGUACAGGGAAGAUAUAGACUUGUGCCUUGACUUCAACAAUCAUGAACUUGCUGAACGUGUUGGGCGAGCUGUUGAAAGUGGAAAUAUAUUCAUUGAAGCUGUUGGGGACCGAACCAAAACUGCUUUCCCUAAGAAAUGUGCCUUACUUGAGGUGCCACGUCAAUGUCAUUACAGAAUGAAGCUUGGUGAUCAAGAUUCAUGGCACAGUAUAUCACAAAUAUGCAGAAAUAGGAUCACAGCUGUGAUUGACUUUUUGAAUUACUUAAAAUACAUUGAACGGGGCCUUGUUAAAAGUUCAGUUCAUGAUGUGUACUGGGAAAUUGCAAGAUUACGUAAGGAAAUGUGCCUUGCAAGGCUUGGACUUUCCCUUAGUUCUUAAAUUAUUAUUAUGUGCCAAUCUGGAGGGACGAAAUACUCAGAAACACCAUGAACCCCACCUGCCUAAAAGUGUGCCUUGGUAUUUUCUGCUAUGAAAGCCCUUUAGGGACGGAUUUGCCCUAAAAAAAGCAACAUAUGAAACAACUGUGUCAUAAUUAAGCAAGAAAAAAAUCUCAGGCUAGGGUUAAAACUAAGCUUAUUAUUUAAUUUUUUGUACAUUGAAGUAAACAACUUUUUAGUGUACAUAUGAUCAGUCAAAAAUAUUUAUCUAAAUCUGAAGGAAUUAAUUGUUUUGACACCUAAAAGUUUACAGAGUUUCUGUUCUUGAAUCCAGUUAUAUUCAUCUCAUUUGCUUUUACUGUUAUUGUUUUUUAGCAUUAUGGCUGUUUUCAAAUCUCACAACAAUCAAUCGCAUCAUGGUUUUUUGUUUUGUUUUUUUCAUUUACUCUUACGACUUUGUGCCACUCUCCAUUUUUUUUUAAAGUGGAAGCAUUUUUUGUUGUUACAUUACUGCCAUGCUCAGUGUGCAGCUAUGAUUAAGUUAUCUAUUAUUGUGUCAAGUUUUGCUCACAUACGCUCAAACAUUUAGCAUUAGGUGGAUCAUAACACUUUUACUUGCCUGAAAUCAAAGGUGAAAAAUUAAUGAAGACUAAAGCAAUAUUCACCUUUUGUGCCUAUAGCAUGUAGCAGCUAGCUUUCCCAGAGCAGUACACAAUGUUAACCAAAAUUUGAAUCUCACAUGAUUUAAACAUUUGGUUAUUAUUGUUUCUAUAAUGAAUUUUAAGAACUUAAACUAAUACCUCCGUAUCUACUUAGUAAGAUGAUGCUCGAUUUUAAAUGAUCUUUCAAAAUACAUGUGAUUUUACACUCACGAGUGUGGAGUUAAUAUAUAUAAAACAAUAUUGACUGGUGAUAAUUUGUGAAAUAGAAACCAAGUUGUGUGUCUAGGGCAUCUAUUCAUCUAAAUAGCUGAAAAAUUCACAAAUUUAGAAUGUUUUAACAUAGCUUGUUGAGGAAUGACUUUUAUUUGGUACUUUGUUUCGAUUCUUCUACUUCUAUCCUGUAGAUACUACAUGUUCUACAAAGCUUCCUGAAAAAUCAAGUGUUUGUAAGGGCUUGUAAAAGCCCUUGAGGGAUAUGUUACAGAUCUGUAACAUACAUUUUUUUACCCACUCAUUUUGGGAUAUCAGCAGAUUUGCUGAUUUUUAAAGCCAUUAUUGUAAAAAGAUUCUUGUAUACAAUGCCACAUAUUUUGACCACCAACGAUAGUCUUGUUUUUCUCCUCUAAAUCUCGACUUAGUAAUUACUAUCUUACUGCAGUAGAUAGACAUAUAUUUGUGCCAAUUUUACUUUUAUUUGUGAGGAAUUGUUAUGCAGGUUGGUGGACUCCUUUUUUUGUAUUAUAUUAAAAUUUACAACUUUGUUGUUCUUCCAGUUCUAUGAGAUCCAUUCAUUGACUCUCCAUAAUGUACUCGUAGUGUGUGAAACAUCUCUUUUUAAAAAAAAUUUGUUACAUCUCAUUUUAUGGGUCCAUAUGUGUUAUUUAAAAACCAAAGAUUCUUAUGUAAUAGAGUAUGUGAUGUGAUGUAGGCUAAUAGACAUGAUUUAUACAUUUGUUGUUUGAUUUUGAUUUUAUAUUGAUGUAUUUGUGCUGAUUAGAGGAGAACUAUUCAUGUGAUGUUUUCUGAUUUGUCUUAUUGUACUCAUUUUUGAGGAAUAAAACAGUAUGAAUUAGUUAUGAAUAA
Molecule: messenger RNA, 2830 nt
Organism: Frankliniella occidentalis (western flower thrips)
Lineage: Eukaryota; Metazoa; Arthropoda; Insecta; Thysanoptera; Thripidae
Product: guanine nucleotide exchange factor for Rab-3A
Exons: 8
Coding region: 1-1086 (361 amino acids)
Biological process (GO): exocytosis
Cellular component (GO): Golgi to plasma membrane transport vesicle
Molecular function (GO): guanyl-nucleotide exchange factor activity
Source: RefSeq, a predicted model, not a curated record